Messenger RNA from Paramecium sonneborni, 324 nucleotides. Lineage: Eukaryota; Ciliophora; Oligohymenophorea; Peniculida; Parameciidae. The record is from the annotation of a GenBank genome assembly.
AUUAGCUGGAUGGUUUCUUUGAGUGAAGCAGAAGUUCAAAAUUUGAAGGUAGAGUAUGAAAGAAAGCAGAUGUAUGCAGAUAGAUUAAUUACUGUAAUUAUAUCUUCUAUUCAUAUUUUAGUAAAUCUAAGCUGCUUUAGCUUAACAAGCUAAAUCUAAGAUUAUCUUAUUAGAAUCACAAGAGGCACUAGAUUAAGCUUAAGCUAAUUUAGAAUCUAAAUGAGGUGAUUAUAAAUAAGCAAAAGCUAAGAGAGAUGAAGAAAAUGCCAUAAUUGAGCAAGUUAAAUAUAUUUUCAAGAAAUAAGUGGCAUCAUUGUUAAGAAG